UUAUUCAUGUGUCACUGUCAGAACUGACACAAAUAGCGACGGCGACGCACCGAUUACACUGUUGGAUUACGAUGAAUAGUUUGUUUAUAUAUUGCUAGAGUGUACAACUAUUCAUCACUAAAUUAUCUGUUUACUUCAUUAUCCAGAAACUCGGGGUUUGCUUCAAAAUGGGCCAGGGCAAGAGCCAGUUCACUGAAGAGGAGCUUCAAGAUUACGAGGAUCUCACUUACUUUACGAAGAAGGAAGUGUUAUAUGCCCACACUCGGUUCAAAGCCCUGGCUCCAGAGAAGGUUGGCCACAACAAGAACGCCAAGCUGCCGAUGGCCAAGAUCCUCCAAUACCCAGAGCUCCGAGUCAACCCGUUCCGAGACCGGAUCUGCAAAGUGUUCAGCUCGAGCAGUGAUGGCGAUUGCACUUUUGAGGACUUCUUGGAUAUGAUGUCGGUGUUCAGUGAUAAUGCUCCGAAAGCGGUGAAAGCUGAGCAUGCUUUUAGGAUUUUUGAUUUCGACGGCGACGACAUGAUAGGGGUCUCUGACCUCCGCGAAGUGAUCGAGCGGCUGUGCGGUCCAGAACUACAGCUGACCGACUCGGAGCUGCAGCAGCUGGUGCAGAACGUUCUGGAAGAAGCCGACUUGGAUGACGAUGGCGCGCUCAGCUUUGCCGAAUUUGAGCAUAUUAUUGAUAAGAGCUCGGACUUCACUCAGACGUUCCGGAUACGACUGUAACGAGGAGGCAGCAACGAAAAAUGUCUUCCAAAAUUUGUUGUCAACUUAAACUAUUAUUACCUGCUUUAAGAGAAUAGUAACAUAAGCGCUCGUAUCCUGAUCCGCGUACGAGGAAAUUAUUUGAAAAAAUAAUCGCGGCACUCAAGUGGAUUAUUAAUCUCCAAUUUUGUAUGAAUAACCAAAAAACAAUGAAUUUGUUAUUUUAUUAAUCUUAUACCACUGUUUACGUACUAUUCCGACUACAUGACAUUUUGAAUCUCAAAUUUAAAGCCUGACCAGUAAUAUAUGAUCACGCGCCAUAUUGCGGAAUUUAAUUGGAACUAAAUUUUUCAUACUAAAUUGAUAUGAAACAUGAAAAUAAGAGCGCCCUCUUGACAAUGAUCAUAUAUUUCUGGUCGUGCUUUAUUUAUAGUUAAGGCAUUAUUGUAAGUCAGUUUAGCUACUUAAUAGUUAAAAGAUCAUGUAAUAAAGGUAUGUCAGCAGCGACUUGGAAAGAAAAAUAGUGUGGCAGUGUCACCAUAACAGCCAAUUUCUUUAAAAAUAAUUUAUAUAGUUCGUCAAGCCAUUUCCGUCAGUAGAAAAAAAGCGCCAAUUUAAAAAAUGUACGCGUGAAGGGUAAUCAUCCAAUAGAAAAUUUGAAUUUCGCGCCUUUUGCUACUGACAGUUUUUACCGGCUAUAGAAGCGCUGACACCACUGUCUAUGACCGUAAUAAGAUUCAUAUACUAGCCGUGUCUUAUCCAACCUCGACAUUGGCAGAAUCAUCAACACCUUGAUGGAGCCAUAACACGAAAAAUUGAUUGAUUGGGUUGUCGCUGCCAAGUUAAGGCUUCUACAUACGUUGCAACUAAUGGCAUGCGAUUUUAGAUAAUUACUGGCUAUGUAAGAGCAACGAAUUCAAUCGGUCGACCAAAUGUCGCAUUGCAAAUCAAAUGCAUUGACAUUUAGGGAGGUCAUUGGCAUUACUCAUUAGUUAGCCCCUAUAUUCAUUGACAUAUAUAUCUAAGGACGGGCCUCACGGACAAUAAGAAUGGAGCCAGUACAACCGGUGUAACGCACACGAAUUCAAGCCGAUCGUGCAGUCUAACGCCGCAACGCGAUUGGUUGAGGAGUUCGCACCACGCGCGCGAUUGGUCGCAACUAGUUCCGUUAGACUGCACGAUUGGCUCGAACUCGUGAGCCACACCACUGAACUAGCACCAUUCUUAGUGCCCGUAAGGCCCGUCCUUAGAUAUAUGUGUCAAUGCCUAUAUUCGUUUUGAUUUCAUAAAAGUAAAUUUCUGUUUUCAUCCGACUGUGGUGUUUUAGAUCUAUGUCUAUCUUGAGGCUAUUAAAAAACUACGAUACGUAUGAAAUUAAAGGAUAUUAUGACUAGUUUUUAAUCUGCAAUCAAUUUAUGUAAUUUUACAAUUAAUGUUAUUUCUAAUUCUAAUGCCAAAUAUACAUAAUAAUACAGUAAAAA
Molecule: messenger RNA, 2185 nt
Organism: Cydia pomonella (codling moth)
Lineage: Eukaryota; Metazoa; Arthropoda; Insecta; Lepidoptera; Tortricidae
Product: calcium and integrin-binding protein 1-like
Exons: 5
Coding region: 168-725 (185 amino acids)
Molecular function (GO): calcium ion binding
Source: RefSeq, a predicted model, not a curated record